UCGCCCGAAAAAAGUUCAUGCGCAACUUGGGAUCCUGACGUGGAAUCGUGAGCUUGCCAGACGAUCCAGAACCACGCCUCAAUAUUCCGCCCCGCGUAGCAGGGAGAGAAGAGCUUUGGUGUUUUCAGAGUAUGACUUCUUCCAGUAGAGGCGGCAAUGCGGCUGCUGCUUUACUAAAAAGGAGGCCAAAUGUCUGUGCAAGCUGCAGAACGACCCAAUUCCUGCGCCCAUACUCAGCAGGCGCCGAAACAUCACAGAAAGCUGAAGCAAACCCCCAUCCACCCACAACCUCCUCUCGCAGAGACGAGUACCGCAUCAAGUCGGGCAUAAUCCUGUCCCGGGCGCCCCUUGUUACCCGUGCCCUAUCCCCCUUUGAGAACGCCUUCUUCUUCUACCAGAAGCGUCUAAAUGAGCGGUUAGUUCUCCCCUUCCGCCACGAGCUCUUCUUCAAGAACGACACAGCGCCCGAUCUGGACUGGCGAAUCAAGUUCAACGAGCGAGGACAGCUGCCGGCGAAGGAAUUGGGCAGAUAUUACCCUAAGGGUCGCAAUGCGUGGAACGACGAGCUUCUGGUUGGCAGUACGUUAAGCGACGAGGAGAGGAUACGGGAGAUUCUCUUGAAGGAUGCCGAGAACAGGGUCACGGAAGAUGGCGAGGAGGCUCAGCCGGAUGAGAUUGUGCCGGUCGAGCGGCCAAUGCCGAGGGUCACAGAGGCGGAUAAGACGAACGAUGUGAGGCGGUUGGAUAGGAAGCUGGACAGGACACUCUACUUGGUUGUUCAGGCAAGUGAUGGAGUAUGGCAGUUCCCCAACGACGACGUGCCGACGUAUGAGAAUCUGCACGAGGCAGCAAAGAGGGUCCUCGACACAGCAGCAGGCGUCAACAUGAACACAUGGAUCGUGGGUCGCGUACCUGCUGCACAUUAUGUUGCUCAGCCUGAGUUCGAUGAGAAGACAGUACUGAAGCGGCGAGGCGAGAAAGUGUUCUUCCUCAAGGGCAGGAUCAUGGCGGGCCAGGCGAACCUGAAGGACAACGCAUUGGGGUACAAGGAUUUCAACUGGCUGACGAAGGAUGAGCUCAGGGAAAAGCUGCCGUUUCCCUAUUUCCGCUCUGUGAGGAACAUGAUGGCGGAUCGUUAGACUUGGGCAGCUACGCUCAUAGGUCAGCCGCGUGUAUUAUACAGCUAAAAAUGUAUACAGGUAUGUACUCUACUGUACUUUGCAAUGGAAACUGUACCAUGCAGACACUUC
Pseudomassariella vexata is the source of this 1250-nucleotide messenger RNA. RefSeq names its product 50S ribosomal subunit L30. Gene Ontology annotation, cellular component: mitochondrial large ribosomal subunit. The record is from RefSeq and is a predicted model, not a curated record. Gene Ontology annotation, molecular function: structural constituent of ribosome. The transcript has 3 exons. NCBI's taxonomy places the organism in Eukaryota, Fungi, Ascomycota, Sordariomycetes, Amphisphaeriales, Pseudomassariaceae. The coding region runs from base 132 to 1139 and encodes 335 amino acids.